AUGGCCCUUGGGGGCUGCCCUCGCGUGUGCCUGACCCAAUCCGCACUGCAGCCUGCCUCUCCCUGCGGAGCCGCCGCCUGCGCUUUCUCUCGCGCCUGUAGGGCGACUUCCCGCGUGCCGAGGCCGUCCCCGAAUCCCGAGCGUCCUACCGAGGGCCUCACGCGGUGUCCCAGCUCUGUAGUCCCGCGGAGGCGGAGUCCGCGGCGCGGUGCAUGCCGUGACGGCGGUGGGUGGUGCCUGCGCUCUCAUCAUGGCGGCUUAGUGGGCUUCGCGUCUCUGGCUUUGGGCUGCGCUGCUGAUUCCUGUGGCCGCGGUCUACGAAGACCAAGUGGGAGACAGCAAUAUGUUGGGAAGCUCAAGUUUGCCUCCUUGGAAUUUUCCCCUGGGUCCAAGAAGUUGGUUGUGGCCACGGAGAAGAAUGUGAUUGCAGCAUUAAAUUCCCGAACUGGGGAGAUCUUGUGGCGCCAUGUUGACAAGGGCUUGGCAGAAGGGGCUGUGGAUGCCAUGCUGCUGCACGGACAGGAUGUGAUCACUGUGUCCAAUGGAGGCCGAAUCAUGCGUUCCUGGGAGACUAACAUUGGGGGCCUGAACUGGGAGAUAACCUUGGACAGUGGCAGUUUCCAGGCACUUGGGCUGGCUGGCCUGCAGGAGUCUGUAAGGUACAUCGCAGUCCUGAAGAAGACUACGCUUGCCCUCCAUCACCUCUCCAGUGGGCACCUCAAGUGCGUGGAACAUCUCCCAGAAAGAAACCUGCAGCCUCCCAAAAAACAGUCUCAUUGGAACACAUCGGAAGACCUGGGAAAUAAAAAAAAGGGUUGAAUGAGGUCUACUUACCCAACUGCUACAGGAAAAGUAGCAGAUGAUCCUCCGUCUGCACCAAAGCCCGGUAGCCCACUGAGUCAUCCUUCUUCAAGAACACCUGGAUAUACAGCUAUAAGCCACAGUCAAGACCAGUGUAGUCAGUGAGGAUCCAAAUGCCUCUGAGAGCACCAGACCCCAGGAUCCAAAUGCCUCUGAGAGCACCAGACCCCAGGAUCCAAAUGCCUCUGAGAGCACCAGACCCCAGGAGUCAAAGCCUGGACUUUACAGAGGUACAAGCCAUGGCUUGUUAUUUGAUGUCUAAACAAUGUAGCUAUUAUCUGGAUGCCAGUAAGUGAUCCAUAGUCUUAGGAGCCAACACAAUGAUGUUGGGGUCUCCCAGACCUUUCCAUGGAAGAACUUGAGUACUCCACGGGUACCACGCCAUUCAUCCAUGCUCUAAUCACACCCCACAAAGGUGAGCAGGAGGCCGGGAUUAGACUUUCUGCUUUAGAAACGAAGAAGCCACAACCCUAGCAGCUGAGGAACACAACCAGAUGCACACAGAGGCAAUACUGGGUAGUGAUGAGGAGUCCAAGCUGUGGGGUUAGACCUGAAUCUGAACCCCAGUGACACCUCUUACUAGCUCCGUGACUCUGGCUAUGGUACUCGAUCCCACCAGGCCACAGAAUCAUUUUAAAAGCAGGUCAGGAACAACCGCUUCACGGGAGUGUUCGGAGGGUUAAAUCAAUUAAUGUGUAAGUUAAAAGCUUAGAACAGUGCCUGGUGCACAAUGAUGAGCUGGCAUAAAUAAUACCCGCCUUUAGUGUGAUUUCUAACAACUCAGUGGCUCAGGGAGCACUAGAACACAUGUUCAGAGAGCCUAAUCCGAGCCCCAUGGCUAAGACCUGGCCCUGAGGAAAGGACGCCAUGUGCUGAGAAGCCCACAGGACAGUCUGCAAAGAAAGGCUCUGCCUCACCCGCUCAGGCCGAGUGCCGCUCUGUUCCAGGCUAAAUGUAAUCGUGGUGUCCAGCAGCCGCCGACCUGUCUCCACGAGGUAUAGGUUAAUGGUGUAGGUCUGAUUGAAGCAAGCCAGAGAGUCCUAGGGGUACAGACAGCACGUGUCAACUACAGGUAUCCCCCGAAAGCAAAGCCCACCAAAGGAAGUCCAAGGACUGGGGGCAAAUACCCUAGAGAAGGAGCCAGGCCAGAAGGGGAAACAUAUGCAAAGGAGAAUAAAAGAGAAAAGCAAGCUAAAUCCUAAGGCAGAAAUAAGGUGCCUGAGUAAAUAAAUGAAAUUACAACUAC
Molecule: messenger RNA, 2107 nt
Organism: Symphalangus syndactylus (siamang)
Lineage: Eukaryota; Metazoa; Chordata; Mammalia; Primates; Hylobatidae
Product: ER membrane protein complex subunit 1-like
Biological process (GO): protein folding in endoplasmic reticulum
Cellular component (GO): EMC complex
Molecular function (GO): protein binding
Source: RefSeq, a predicted model, not a curated record